UCUCGGUUUCGUUUGAGCUUCUCGAGUUCUCAGUUCAUUCGCGACCUUAAAGGCGGCCGCACAUGUUGCACGCUAAGAAAAACGGAUCAGACCAGACCAGAACAAAUAAAUAAAUAUAACCCAAAUAGACAGUAAAAUAUUGAAAAUCACAAAGAUCUCCCAUUGCUGUUCAUUUUUUUUUUGUUUGGUAUUUUUGUUUUUCGUGUGAGUGUGUUUAAAUUUGAAUGCUUUUUGUUUGGCUUUCCUCCUAUAGUUUUUACGGUUUUAACAAAUCGCACUGCUGGUCUAAAUUUAGUCAGAAAGUUAAAAUAGAACAAAUUGGUUUUUGAAAAUGCAGCAAAAACAGCAACAGUUCGUGUAACGAAAUCGAAAACAACCACUAAUUUGUUUAACCGAUUUGAAAAAUAUUAGGCAAUGUGACUGUGAAGCGCCAACAAAAAUAUAAGAAACUAAACUAAAAUCAACGAGUGAUUUAAAGUAUCCAUACAAAUCCUGAAAAACUGUGCCGCUUAAGACGCUUGAUAAGUUUUUUAAAACCGAAAAGGAAAUACUCUAAACGCCUAGAGUAUUUAACAGACCAUUAAAAACCUGAUGGCAACAACAACAACCACGCAGGCAGCAGGAGCUGCACCAGCUCUCAAUUUAUUGCCCGCCAGCAAUAAUAACACAAAUAAUACACUGAACAACAAUAAUAAUCAUAACCACAAUAAUAAUAACACUAGUAACAGUAAUAAUAACAACAACGUGAUAAGCCAGCCGAUUAAAAUACCGCUGACCGAGCGCUUCUCAUCGCAAACAUCGACGGGUUCGGCGGACAGCGGUGUAAUUGUUUCCAGUGCAUCGCAGCAGCAACUGCAAUUGCCGCCACCACGCAGUAGCAGUGGCUCACUGAGCCUGCCCCAGGCGCCACCUGGCGGCAAGCGGCGGCAGAAGCAGCAGCGCCAGCAAUUGCUGCUCAGCCAGGACAGCGGCAUUGAAAAUAAUGGUGUCACCACCACCCGUCAAUCGAAAGCCAAAGCCAAGGACAUCCAGGGCGUGGGAAAAGCCAGUCACAAUGCCACAAGCUCCAAGGAGUGCGGCGCCCAGUCGAACAGCAGCAGCGAGAGCCUGGGCAGCAACUGCUCCGAGGCCCAGGAACAGCAGAGAGUAAGGGCCUCCUCCGCCCUGGAGCUGAGCAGCAGCGUGGACACACCCGUGAUUGUGGGCGGCGCGGUGGGCAGUGGGCAGGGCAACAGCAUCUUGCGCAGCCGCAUUAAGUACAAGAGUACGAACAGCACCGGAACCCAGGGAUUCGAUGUCGAGGAUCGCAUCGAUGAGGUGGAUAUCUGUGAUGAUGACGUCGACUGCGAUGAUCGUGGAUCGGAGAUCGAGGAGGGGGAGGAGGAGGACGAGGAGGACGACGGCGUCAAUGUGGACGACGAUGUCGAGGAGGCCGACAACCAGUCGGACAAUCAGUCGGGUAUUAUAAUCAACCUCAAGAGCAAGACCGAACAAGCGGAGGAGGCGGCCAACGACGACGUGAUGGAUGCCAAGCCGAAAAAUCGACUUCUGCCACCGGAUCAGGCGGAACUGACAGUGGCGGCGGCCAUUGCCCGUCGACGGGAUGCCAAGAGCCUGGCCACCGACGGUCACAUAUAUUUCCCGCUGCUCAAGAUCAGCGAGGAUCCGCACAUUGAUUCGAAGCUGAUCAAUCGCAAGGAUGGCCUCCAGGACACCAUGUAUUAUUUGGACGAGUUCGGCAGUCCCAAAUUGCGGGAGAAGUUCGCCCGCAAGCAGAAGCAACUGCUAGCCAAGCAGCAGAAGCAGUUGAUGAAACGGGAGAGAAGGAGCGAGGAGCAGCGCAAGAAGCGAAACACCACCGUGGCAUCCAAUUUGGCGGCCAGCGGAGCAAUGGUGGACGACACCAAAGAUGAUUACAAACAACAAGCACACUGUGAUACUAGCUCUAGGAGCAAACAUAACUCGGUACCCCCCAAUCCCUCCAAUCCAUCCAAUCCCCCCAGCCACCACCAACAGAAUCACAACCACCAUCCCGUUGUGGAUGUGGAAGAGGAUGUCCAUGUGGCUGCCACCAGCGAUGUGGACAGUGGUGCCGUCAAGAUGCGCCGCCACAGCCACGACAACCACUACGACCGAAUCCCCCGGAGCAAUGCUACCACCAUCACCACCCGCCCUGAAAUCGAUCAUCAGACGCAGAACAUCGAGGAUGUGGAGCAAGGAGCCGAGCCCCGAAUCGAUGGCGAAGCGGAUGUGGAUCUGGAUGCGGAUGCUGAUGCGGACAGCGAUGGGAGUGGCGAGAAUGUUAAGACUGCCAAAUUGGCCAGAACACAGUCCUGCGUCAGUUGGACCAAAGUGGUGCAAAAGUUCAAGAAUAUACUAGGUCGCGAUGGUUCUAAAAUCACAACAGUUGUUGCAACACCCGGCCAAGGCACCGAUCGCGUACAAGAGGUCUCCUAUACAGACACAAAGGUCAUCGGCAAUGGCAGCUUCGGCGUCGUGUUCCAGGCAAAGCUGUGCGAUACCGGCGAACUGGUGGCAAUCAAAAAAGUUUUACAAGACAGACGAUUUAAGAAUCGCGAAUUGCAAAUUAUGCGCAAACUGGAGCAUUGUAAUAUUGUGAAGCUUUUGUACUUUUUCUAUUCGAGUGGUGAAAAGCGUGAUGAAGUAUUUUUGAAUUUAGUCCUCGAAUAUAUACCAGAAACUGUAUACAAAGUGGCUCGCCAAUAUGCCAAAACCAAGCAAACGAUACCAAUCAACUUUAUUCGGCUCUACAUGUAUCAACUGUUCAGAAGUUUGGCCUACAUCCACUCGCUGGGCAUUUGCCAUCGUGAUAUCAAGCCGCAGAACCUUCUGCUCGAUCCGGAGACUGCUGUGCUGAAGCUCUGUGACUUUGGCAGCGCCAAACAACUGCUGCACGGCGAACCGAAUGUGUCGUAUAUCUGCUCCCGGUAUUACCGCGCCCCCGAGCUCAUCUUUGGCGCCAUCAAUUAUACAACAAAGAUCGAUGUGUGGAGUGCCGGUUGCGUUUUGGCCGAACUACUGCUGGGCCAGCCCAUCUUCCCUGGGGACUCCGGUGUGGAUCAGCUUGUCGAGGUCAUCAAGGUCCUGGGCACACCGACAAGAGAACAGAUACGCGAAAUGAAUCCAAACUACACGGAAUUCAAGUUCCCCCAGAUUAAGAGUCAUCCAUGGCAGAAAGUUUUCCGUAUACGCACUCCUACAGAAGCUAUCAACUUGGUGUCCCUGCUGCUCGAGUACACGCCCAGUGCCCGGAUCACACCGCUCAAGGCCUGUGCACAUCCGUUCUUCGAUGAGCUGCGCAUGGAGGGCAAUCACACCUUGCCCAACGGUCGCGAGAUGCCGCCGCUGUUCAACUUCACAGAGCAUGAGCUCUCAAUACAGCCCAGCCUAGUGCCGCAGUUGUUGCCCAAGCAUCUGCAGAACGCAUCCGGACCUGGCGGCAAUCGAUCCUCGGCCGGCGGAGCAGCCUCCGCUGCGGCCAGCGGCUCCACCAGCGUCUCGUCAACGGGCAGUGGUGCAUCGGCGGAAGGAUCCGCCCAGUCACAGUCGCAGGGCACAGCAGCAGCCGCGGGAUCCGGUUCGGGUGGAGCAACAGCUGGAACCGGCGGAGCGAGUGCCGGUGGACCCGGAUCUGGCAACAAUAGCAGCAGCGGCGGAGCAUCCGGAGCGCCGUCCGCCGUGGCUUCCGGCGCCAAUGUCGCCGUCGCUGGCGGUGGUGGUGGCGGAGCAGGUGCGGCGUCCGCAGCUGCCACAGCAGCUGGCGCUAUAGGCGCGACUAACGCCGGCGGCGCCAAUGUAACAGGUUCGCAGUCGAACAGCGCCCUGAACAGCAGCGGCAGUGGCGGCAGCGGUAACGGAGAGGCAGCCGGCUCGGGCUCCGGAUCCGGAUCGGGAUCGGGAUCGGGAUUGGGAUCAGGCGGCGGGAAUGGCGGAGAUAACGACGCUGGCGACAGUGGAGCAGCCGCAUCUGGAGGAGGAGCACCAGAAACCGAGGCAGCGGCGUCGGGUUAGCGUGCGCAAGCUGCUCUUUAAAUGUAAUGUUAUUAGCAGGUUUUCCGCUCAGUGGCCAGUUAACCCAUUUCGGCCAAGAGCGGGAUGACCACACCACACAGACACACACAGACACGCAGCUACACUCGAAAAAUGAUAGGAGAUGUCGGAUGUCCCAGCAGAAGCUAUGCGUAAAUGAAUGGCAAAGGAAUUCACUUCACAGAACGCCCACAACAAAAACCCCCAUCCUCUCACACACACCAACCCAAACACACACACACACACACACCCAAACACACACAUGUAUGUAUGUAUAUCUAGCUAUAUGCAUUGGGCGCAAGCAAAUAUUUAGCAUAAAAUCGAAAGUAAACCGAAAAUCCACUUUAAACUAUGCAUAAAUAAUUAAAAAUAAUUAUCUGUACUAUUAAAAAAAAACAAAGAGAAAUCCCGAAUGUAAUGUUGAGAAAUAAUUGGAAUACCCCUCGCCCGCGUCCCAAUCUUCAGUAUAGUAAAUAACAUUUAACAAACAGCUCGCGGAACGUAAUAAACCUUAAGUAAAAAUAAUAAUAAUAACAAAAUGCAGAAGAAAAUUGAAAGAAUACUUAGUGAAAUAAAUCAAAAUUUUUGCCCAUUUAACGUUUAUAUAUAUGCGGUUAUACAAAUAUAUAACGAUCACAGCAGUUAGCAAUCCAUAGUAAAAGUAAACAAUUAAAGGAGGCGGCAAAGAAAGAAGAACUAGCAAAAGGGUGGAUACAACAUAAACUAAACUCGCGCAAGUGCAUCUAUAUAAAUACGAUAUAGAUAUUAUAUAAACAUAGAUAUAUAUACGAGAUAUUAACAAGAGUAGUAAUCCUAGUAGAAACCUCCAACCACUCACCCCCCAAACCCCUAAUCCUGGACCGGAAACUCCCCAAGUAAAAAAAAAAACAAAGAGGAAAAAAAACACUCCACGAAUAGCAACAUUUUCCGUGGCCUGUUCUUCAGUAACGUAUUGCAACUACGAUAAUCUAAGGAAGCGAUCGUCAAAAUGCAGUACACACUAAAAACACUAUACAUAAAUACAAGAAAUAUAACAAAUUGAGCAACAAGUAAGUGAAUGUAUGAAUGAGUAAAACGCUUUUAGCGCGCGACGCCACCCAUUAACUUAAAUAAACAAUGAAAAUAAUGAGGUAAUGAGAUAGUGGAGCCACAAUCUUGAUAUAUGAUAUAUGUAAAAGUAAUCGACAAAGGACAUUUAGCUGCAAUUGAAAAUUUAAACUAAUUUAAUACAAAUUGAAGUAAAAUACAAUGAAACCGAUGAUGUUUUUAGUAUGUAAGGGCCUUAGAUCAACCGGAAACUCCUGCGCAACUAUAGUAUUGGUUCGUAUCUAUCUAUAUACCAUAUACCUAUGACAACCACCCAGUUAAACUGCUUAGCUCUCGUUUCGGAAAUUAUGUCUGCGAUUAUGUCCCAGCACUUUACCUUACCCCAUUAAAAAACAACUAAGUAAACAAAGGAAAAAAAGACAAAAAAAAAAACAAAAAAACUAAGAGGCAAAAGAAAAACCAAGUCUAUUUGUAUGUAUUUCCAUAGAACUCCUUAUAUAUUGUACGAGAACAUAUUUUUUUUUACUAACUAAAUGAUACAUUUAUACAAUUAAUGAACGUUGAGUUUUGUGGCAUCAAAACUAAUUAAAUUUAACUAUAUACAUAUAUGUACACACACAUACACAAGAACACAUUCGAGCAUUCAGACAUACUCACACGCACAUACGUCUUUAAUUUCAAAUAAAUUAGAAAGAAAAAACCGAAGAUUUUCAAACUAAACCCCAAACAUUUUAGAAAUAAUCUAAGUAAACAGCAGACAAGUUAUAUAAAUCUUUAAACACACCCACACCCACACACACACUUUUUAUUUGUAAUUAAAUUAAUUAAAAUUGUCAACAGACGGAAAAUGACAGCCCAAAUAAAUAUAUAUUCAAACAUAUAUAUGCAUAGAAAAACAAACUUAUAUAUGAUGAACAACUUCAGCGUUUCGCUUUAAUUAUGAGGCAACAACCUCAUGAGAAAUCCAAACCAAAUAAACUUAAUUAACAAAUAAACCCAAAACUAAACUAAACAAU
Molecule: messenger RNA, 6113 nt
Organism: Drosophila erecta
Lineage: Eukaryota; Metazoa; Arthropoda; Insecta; Diptera; Drosophilidae
Gene: sgg
Product: protein kinase shaggy
Exons: 9
Coding region: 592-4032 (1146 amino acids)
Biological process (GO): protein phosphorylation; negative regulation of canonical Wnt signaling pathway; signal transduction
Cellular component (GO): cytosol; cytoplasm; nucleus
Molecular function (GO): ATP binding; protein serine/threonine kinase activity
Source: RefSeq, a predicted model, not a curated record